AUCUCUCAGUAGUAGUAAAUGGCUAGGUCACCGAACAAACACGGCCGCGAUCAAGCUCAGGGAUUUUUGAAUGACUUGCAGGACUGGGAACUUUCACUCAAGGAUAAAGACAAGAAAAUGAAACACCAACAGUAUGGUCCCAUGAGCGAUUUCUCAACUGCUAACUCAGAGAAGGAACAGGGGAAUGAAUAUUUCAAGCAGAAGAAGUUCAAUGAGGCCAUCGAUUGUUACUCUAGGAGUAUCGCUUUAUCACCCAAUGCCGUGGCCUUUGCUAAUCGAGCCAUGGCUUUCCUUAAAAUCAAAAGAUAUCGAGAGGCUGAAGUAGACUGCACUGAAGCGCUAAAUCUAGAUGAUCGAUACAUAAAAGCAUACUCACGCCGAGCAACUGCAAGAAAACAACUCGGCAUGAUCAAAGAAGCCAAGGAAGAUGCUGAGUUUGCUUUAAGAUUGGAGCCUGAAAGCGAGGAACUUAAGAAGCAGUAUGCCGACAUCAAAUCUUUGCUCGAGAAAGAAAUCAUUGAGAGAGCAACUGGAGCAAUGCAAAGCACUGCAGAAGAACUCCUCAAAACAGCCGGUUUAGAAAAGAAGACAAAUACGGAAAUGAAGAUGAAGACCCAAGAGGCCAAAACAAACGGCGAUACGGUUAGACCUGUUUCAGGUAGCAAAGAGAUCUCGGGAAAGAAGCUCAUUGAAAGUGUACAACCUGAGAAGAAAAGGAACGAAGUUUCCAAGAAAGUGACGCCUAAGAGCGAAAGCUAUCAAAAGGAGGCAAAGUCUUCUGACAUAAAUGGUACUCAGCCUUCUGCAUCGGGAAACCAGGUUUCUAGAAAGCUGGAACUAAAGCCAUCUGUGCAAGAGCUUGCUGCUCAUGCAGCGUCACUAGCAAUGACUGAUGUCUCAAAAAACAUUAAAGCCCCAAAAUCUGCUUACGAAUUUGAAAACUCUUGGCGGAGUUUCUCUGGCGACUGUGCAUUACAAACCCAGUUGUUAAAGGUUACGACACCGAGCUCUUUACCUCAUAUUUUCAAGAACGCUUUGACUUCUCCGGUUUUGUUUGACAUGAUCAAAUGUGUGGCCACAUUUUUCAAUGAAGAUAUGGAUUUGGCUGUUAAAUACAUUGAGAACCUUACAAAGGUUCCUAGAUUCAACAUGAUCGUCAUGUGCCUUACCUCAAGGGAGAAAAAUGAGCUUUUGAAGAUAUGGGAGGAUGUUUUCUGCAGUAAAGCGACUCCGAUCGAAUAUGCAGAGGUCAUAGCGAAACUGAGAUCAAGAUACUGCCUGAAACAGUAACUUGGGAGAUGGCUCACUUUGGCAGCGUACGUGGUGAAGAUUUUGCAGACCCCGAAAGCAUUUUUCAGCCAUCAUGAACCAGUUUUUUUUCCGGGUCUGGAUGUGAAUUGUUCAUAUAUUUACCGGAAGAAUAUUAAAACGGAUUAUCAUUUUGGUUUUAGCUGAAAACUGUCAACUAAGAUAUGUUACUCAGAGAAAAGCUUUUCAUUUCA
This is a messenger RNA of Raphanus sativus (radish), 1502 nucleotides long. RefSeq lists its product as uncharacterized. Bases 19 to 1290 code for a protein of 423 amino acids. The record is from RefSeq and is a predicted model, not a curated record. The transcript is spliced from 10 exons. NCBI's taxonomy places the organism in Eukaryota, Viridiplantae, Streptophyta, Magnoliopsida, Brassicales, Brassicaceae. Gene Ontology annotation, molecular function: protein binding.